GACCUCUUCAACCCUGGCAUGCCUGCGUUAUGAAAUGGGAACAAACUAACAGCAGCCGUGUCAAGAGAGAGAGAAAAAGAGAGAAAGAGAGAGAGACAGAGAGAGAGAGAGAGAGAGAGAGAGAGAGAGAGAGAGAGAGAGAGAGAGAGAGAGAGAGAGCAAGAGCAUCCUCAGCGCCUGUACGUUGGCUGCUCAGACUCUCCAAGGAGGCUGCGAUGGAGACAGGAUGAAACUGACGGGGUAUUUUUCGGAGGAAAGUCCCUCCGGGGUGUCGGUACUUGGCAGUUUUCAGGGGUGCAUCACAACCAGAACCGUAUACUAUUUAAGAAAAAAGGGGGACUGUAUUACCAUUUUGUCGAUGCCUGAGGAUUAUGGACCAUUAAAAUAACGACCGACGGUGUAGCGGUUUGGAUAACUGCCUGUGGACUCUUUCCUCCUGUUCUUCUCUUUAUUUACUACAGUUAACACAUUUUUUUUUUUAACGUGUUAGUGUUUGGGCAUUUCAUUGAAUUUAGCGCCCUUUCGACGUGGAGGAUAUUCCUGGCACGUCAUCUUUUGUUGUUGCUGGACAUAGACGUGUAAGGUGCACAAACCUGUGGACGGUUUCUCUCACAGUAUGAUACAAUAUUUUAACAUAACCGUAAUUUUUGGUGUUACGCUCUAUUGCGCAUGCCUAGUGGUAGAUACACAACACUGCCCGACGCCACUUCGCUCCGUCCUGGUCGUGAUGUAGGAGCAAAAGUAAAAGGGAGCGGAGGACUGAAUAAAAAUGCGUUGGCAAAGUGGCAGCGUGGCGACCAAAGGAUUUGACCUGAGAUCCUUCACGAAAUAGACUGUGCCCGAAACUGAAGAAUGUCAGGGACACCAAAUGCAGACGCUGAAGGAGUAGUCUCCAAAGUACAAGUGAAAAAGGAGAUCAAGACAAUCGUGGAGAAUUUGGAAACCAUCCUGGGAGACCUCAAGGAUGUAGCCAAAGAGCUCAAAGAGGUUGUUCAUGAGAUUGACACCCUGACUUGUGACCUGCAACUGGAGGAGGACGGACUGACAGACAGCUCUAAGACGGACACGCUCAACUCCAGUUCGAGUUCCACCACCACCACCACCACUGCUUCCAGCCUAGAGAAGAUGAAGCUCUUCCCCGAUGACUGCAUCUUUAAAACACCUGCGCCCAUCAUCCCGGUCCCUGUCACCCCUCCUGCAGUACUGACUGUACUCAAGAAACCCCACCCGCCCCUACCACCUCCGAGACAUACCACGCUAAGAGCCGAGGAUCACAACAUUAAGAAUCUGCCUCAUCCAACAUUAGUGUUAUCAGGGAAUAUAUCCAAGGCUAACGGGUCUCUGUUGAGGAAUGGCGGGGUUUUCCCGUUGAAACCAAACAGGGAUUUAUUCUCCUCCACACCGUGUUUCAUUUCUAGUGACAGCGGGAUCCCUGAGUCGGGGCUUGUUCCUACAUUGCCUAGACCCAUGCCACUACUCCGUCAUGAAAAGAACAAAUGCCCCAAGGCGCCCGGCAGGGAGCCUCGCGAGAGGGAGCGUGUCCGUUUCAGUGAGAAGGUCCAGUACCACGGUUACUGUCCUGACUGUGACCUCCAAUAUGAUGUAGACGACACAGAACUACACUUACAGGCUGAGCUGAAUGACUUGAGGCUCAGCCCAGUGCAUUGCUGCUCUUCCUCCUCCCCUCCUCCACCUCAUGCUCUUCCUCAUGAUUUAAUGUUGGAAAACGGUGGCCUCUCCGUCAGCCACAGUUUCCCGCCGACAGCAAAUACUCCUCCACCUUGUGUGCCUCCUCACCCACCUUCCCUCAAGCCCCAGAAAACAAUCCUACGCAAAUCAACCACCACAACGGUUUGACACACAAUCCCUUGUUCUGUCCAACUUAAACAUUCUUGAAUCAUUCAUAGUGUUUUCUAAUUUAAGAGUGCUUUCUACUCCAGUUGAACUUUGGAUUAUCCAAACAGAGAGAGAGGAAAGGAUGGAAAAUAGGAAACAAAAGGAUGGAUAAAGUGAGUGGAAUAGUGAGAAAGGCACUGCCAUGCCACUGCUAAGACGUACGCAGACAGAUCAGCAAGAAGCGGACCCAUUGAGAUACUUGAGAUACGAGUGGGAGGGAUGCUUGUUUCAUACACUGAUCGACCCUGGUUGAUCGGGGACGGAGGAGCCACAGCUGAGGCCAAGCAUCAACCUUCUCUUACAUAAAGCACUAAUGGCUCUCAAUCAACUGGAGACAUGAUCUUCUAGACAAAUUCAUACUUGGACUUUUGAGCACUAAACAACCACCAGGCUCAUGUUACUGUGAAACUGAAGCAACAGCAAGGGCAGUCACUGUAUGUAAGUGCAUACAGAUAGAUGAAGUUAUAGUUGUGGAGGGGGUAUUUUUGUUACAUAGAAAUUGUUGAAUUAAAGAUUAGAACGCUGCUGAAACCCUAUCAUCAAAAGUGAAGAGGCAAGUUUGAAUGAAGAAGUACAAGAUGGGGUGAAAUGAUGUCAGCCACUAUGUGAUUCAUGUCGACACAGACUUCUCUGUGUAUACUCAGAUGGAAAUCAAUAGCUCCACUCAACCGAUGGAAUUUGCCUUUUAAGAAUUGUAAUUGUUUGUGUCGUGAGAGUCUGACAGGUCUGCCUGUGAGCAAAACAAUGCUCUGCUGGACUGCAGAUAAGGAGAAAGUGAUAUUCUGUCAGCGCGUGCCAUAUGCACAAAUCACAGCGUAUUUUGGAAAGACUAAUGGUUUGAAAUGAAUGAUGACGUGGUCACUGAUCUGUGUCCAGACAUUAUGUUCAUUACAUCAAAAUCUAUGUGCUAAAUUGGUGCCAUGCAAGCUAUGUUUUUUUCCACGAUAACAUGCAGAAAUACAGAACAGUGUGGCAUAGUUACAGCUUUAAAGGAUCCUUGAAGAAGUAAUAAUUUGCAUCAGAUUUUCUUUGUAUACAAAUAUACAUGUACAUGUUUGAUAUCUCUAUAUUUCAGGCAUUUUUCUACAGAGACUUUAACAUUUAAAGAGAUGAUAUUUUUGAUAUUGUUGUGUUGGAUGACUGAGAGGUAUUUUGACGAAAGCUGACAUUCCCUCGAGGUACGUGUUUUUCAGCAGAGCCUAGCAGGAUGAGUUAUUUAUAUAUAGCAACAGAAUAGAGUUUGUAUGGUUGAAAAACAAGUGCUUCAGUAUUAUCACUUCAAGAAACUUAACAGAACGGGCUGUACCAUGAGAAAGAAAAUGUAAGGUGGAGAAGAUGAAUGGCGUAAACCAAAUACCUAGUUGUGCUUUAUCAGACAGGAGGCAUGGGACUGAAUGAAUGCAUGACUGACUCUUCACUUUGUCCUGCCAUCACUGUGUAUUUCUAUGCAUUUCUGUGGAGAGGCUGUCUGUUGGUGGGUCCAACAUGCAGGGUGCUCUGCUCUCCAUGAUACAGAGUUAAGGAGUAUUCCCUCUCAUUUCCUCAUAUGAUGUCCAUCAGGUUGAUUCUGCAGUCACUAUAAACCUGACAAAUUUCCUGGGUAUUACCACGCUGCUUAGGCCAAUGAGGCAUCGCUAAUUAAAUAAAACUAUUAAAAGUUUAUUUAUACAGCACUUAUCAAAACCAGAGAUUACAGAGUGGUUUAUAAGGACAAGAUAAAAAUAAAGAAACAGAGAACAAAAAGGAAGAAUUCUAAUAUGUAUAUAUAGAGGUGAACUUUUUUAGAAGCCAUUUUGGAUCAAUAAAAGGGUGAAAAACGUACAUUGGAGAGCAACAAAAAAUUCUUUAAUACACACAGCCUCUCUCCACAUUCAGACUGGAGACACCACACUUGUAAACUCCACCUCUCACUGGACACAGAGACUGAAUUAGUGACCAAACUCUGGAUCAAUCAAGAAUCAGUUUUAAAGAUGAUUGGGGAAAAAAAGCUGUCAGUGAUAGUUUGUUUUGUGUCCACAAACUGUUGGAAAAAAACUUGUGAAAAAGUAAACACUUUGCACUUAA
Seriola aureovittata is the source of this 3960-nucleotide messenger RNA. RefSeq names its product proline rich 16 (gene prr16). NCBI's taxonomy places the organism in Eukaryota, Metazoa, Chordata, Actinopteri, Carangiformes, Carangidae. Gene Ontology annotation, biological process: positive regulation of translation; positive regulation of cell size. The transcript has 3 exons. Bases 853 to 1857 code for a protein of 334 amino acids. The record is from RefSeq and is a predicted model, not a curated record.